AUGAAGUCUAUCAUUUUAACGAUAGCAAUUUUCUUCACUUGCGGCUUAGCAGAUGACCUUGGAAAAUCACCCAAGCUGAAAUUAAUUUUUCCUGAUGUUCUUUUCAACAAUGCAAGGGAAUAUCAAGGCAACUUGGAAGAGUUACAAAAGGAAAUAAAUGAUUUUAUGGUGGAAGUUCAAACAAUGAUUUCGGGAGUGCUGGAGAAAAGUGCUUCAAAAACUCUUAAUCAGUACGAAAAUGUUACGAGAACCAUUGAAUCUAAUUUCGAGCCAGUCAUGGAAGCUUUCCAAACCUUAAAACAUGGACCAUGUAAAACUAUCGCCGAGACAUCAUUGAACUCAACAACUCAGCUUGCUGGAUUUCAAAUCAGUAAUUGUGCCAGUAAUUACGAUAGUCUUGUGCGAUGUGAAUUAGACAAUGCUUCUGAUGCUUUGAAUGAGUUUAAUAAUUCAUUUAAUGAAGUUUCGUUGAUUGUCAUUAGAUCUUUCAUUGGAAAAAAUAUUUUCUUGUCAUCGGAAUGGAUUGAAGAAACAUUCACUAAAACAUACAAUUUAGUUAAGGAAAAGUGGAUAAAAUCUAAAAUUGAUCUCGAUUUGGUUCGUAAAGGUUUGGAGGGUAAAAUUGCUGAACAAAAUGUUUGCCUUGAAGAGUGUCACGACACUACUGUGAACUCUGUUAUUGUCCUUUACACUCUGUUUAAACAACAAGUCAAUACAUGCAUGGAAUUCGAGAACACUCCCGACCCAUUCGCUAAAAGCAUGAAAAUUUCUUCAUUUGUGGAAACCAUUAGAAAACAAAAAGAAGAUUUCGAAGUUGAAUUUGCCAAAGCUAAAGCCAAAGUUUAUGCAUGGCCAUAA
Messenger RNA from Clunio marinus, 858 nucleotides. NCBI's taxonomy places the organism in Eukaryota, Metazoa, Arthropoda, Insecta, Diptera, Chironomidae. The record is from the annotation of a GenBank genome assembly.